UCUAUAGCAAGUAGAUAAUCCAGGCUGUCUUUGAACAUAAGAUCCUGUUGUCUCAUCCUCCAGAGGGCUAGUGUUACAGGUUGUUUUUCAUCAUUUAGAACAUUGCCUGAAGCAGGUCCACCAUGCCGUUAGUAACGAGGAACAUCGAGCCAAGGCACCUGUGCCGUCAGACGUUGCCUAGCGUUAGAAGCAACGAGCUGGAAUGCGUGACCAACAUCACCCUGGCAAAUGUCAUCCGACAGCUGGGCAGCCUGAGUAAAUAUGCAGAGGACAUUUUUGGAGAGCUCUUUACUCAGGCAAACACCUUUGCCUGCCGAGUAAGCUCCCUUGCGGAAAGGGUCGACCGACUACAAGUUAAAGUCACUCAGCUGGAUCCCAAGGAAGAAGAAGUGUCACUACAAGGAAUCAACACUCGAAAGGCCUUCAGAAGCUCUACCACUCAAGACCAGAAGCUUUUUGACCGAAACUCACUCCCAGUGCCCGUUUUGGAGACCUACAAUACCUGUGACACCCCGCCCCCCCUCAACAAUCUUACCCCUUACAGGGAUGAUGGAAAAGAGGCACUCAAAUUCUACACCAACCCUUCGUACUUCUUUGAUCUUUGGAGGGAGAAGAUGCUGCAGGACACCAAGGAUAUCAUGAAAGAGAAGAGAAAGCAUAGGAAAGAAAAGAAAGAUAAUCCAAAUCGAGGAAAUGUAAACCCACGUAAAAUCAAGACGCGUAAGGAAGAGUGGGAGAAAAUGAAGAUGGGACAAGAAUUUGUGGAGUCCAAAGAAAAGCUGGGGCCUUCUGGCUAUUCACCAUCCCUGGUGUAUCAGAAUGGCAGCAUUGGCUCUGUUGAAAAUGUGGAUACAGGCACCUACCCACCACCGCCACAGUCAGAUUCUGCCUCUUCACCUUCUCCUUCCUUCUCUGAGGACAACUUGCCUCCCCCGCCAGCAGAAUUCAGCUACCCAGCAGACAACCAAAGAGGAUCUGGCUUGGCUGGACCCAAAAGAACCAGCGUGGUCAGCCCCAGCCACCCACCUCCAGCUCCUCCUCUGGGCUCUCCACCAGGCCCCAAACCUGGGUUUGCGCCUCCACCUGCCCCUCCCCCUCCCCCGCCAAUGAGCGUGCCGCCUCCACCACCACCGGCAGGAUUUGGGUCUCCAGGGACUCCUCCGCCACCUUCUCCCCCAUCUUUUCCACCUCACCCUGAUUUUGCUGCUCCUCCCCCACCUCCCCCCCCACCAGCAGCUGACUAUCCCCCACCACCUCCCUUGUCCCAACCAACAGGAGGAGGAGCCCCUCCCCCUCCUCCUCCUCCCCCGCCUCCGGGACCCCCGCCUCUCCCCUUCAGUGGUGCAGAUGGCCAGCCCACCAUACCAUCACCACAUUCUGAGACCACCAAGCCCAAGUCUUCCUUGCCUGCUGUGAGUGAUGCCCGGAGCGACCUGCUUUCUGCCAUCCGCCAAGGCUUUCAGCUGCGCAAGGUUGAAGAACAGCGGGAGCAAGAGAAGCGUGAUGUUGUGGGCAAUGAUGUGGCCACCAUACUGUCACGUCGCAUUGCUGUUGAGUACAGCGACUCUGAAGACGACUCCUCGGAGUUUGAUGAAGAUGACUGGUCGGAUUAACUCGUUCUGCCUGCUGCCCCCCCUCCCCUUUUUCUUUCCUUCCUUCCUGUCUUUGAUAUCUACCCUAACAAUCCCAUGGGGGAAAGGAAGGAAAAAAAUUUUUUUUUCAAGGGGCCAAAGCCUUCCCCGAAGCAACCAAAGAUAUAUCCAAGUGCUUCCUCCAAAUUGCCAUGCAUUUUCUCUCCAUUGCCAGGCCCUUGGGCUCCUGAGGGUCUGCAGCUGAGUUGCUCCUUCUUCCCUUCAAGUGACUGGUACAUAUUGAAAGAAAGAAAACCCCCAGAGCAGAUCCUUUGAUUGGGUUUCAGUUGGAGAUAGUGUCUUCCCCUAAGAGCCAUUUUCAAUGGUGGCCUUCUUCCAAAAUCCUUGCCCUCAGCUUUUUCAAAUAAUGCCAGCCAUUAUUCUGGUCCUAACCCUGUGAGAAUGGCCUGUGUGGAUGCAGACGGCCCCCCACCUGGGCUCAGGAAGAAGGCAUCGCAGGCAAGUGUCCAUAGCCGGACUGUGGCAGGCUUCUGCCCCCUGCGCCACCAUUUUUAGCCGGUGGGCUGCGCUUGCUCAGUUAUCUCUAGGCCUGGCUGCCUCUCUCAGGAGGCAUCUUGUCCUGCCUGGCUGGUGUCUCUCUCCCAGGCUCCCUCCUGAACUCCUGGUGUUCAGGUAUCUUUUAGAUGUCUCUCCCUCACCCUUAGGUGCCUUUAGGCUACAUAGCCUGGUUUUAACCUCCAGUAUCCAUGACCAAACUAGCUCUGACACUCAGGAACCUGGGCCUCUGCUGGUUGUCAGAAAGAAAGCCUAGAGACUUGGAACUACAAGGGUCCUGGGGUCCAGCUCUCUGAAGGACACUGAGGCUUGCCAGUAGGAAGGGACUCGCUCAAGGUCACACAGUUGGAUAGUGACAGAGCAUGCGCCCAGAUUUCUGAAUUCCAAGUUACCCAUGCUUUCUAGGACCAAAUAAUGGGCACCUGCUGGAGUCUGGGCAGAGCCGCUUUAACGAUGCUGCUCAACACUGCUUGUAGGCAGGAGUCCCAGUCAGAGGGCUUAGGGCCUUGGCAGCCCUGUCGGUACUGUUCUGAUCCUUGUGUCCUCUCUUGUCGCCCUUUGUCAUCCCGUUCUACUUCCAGCCACUCAGGUGGCCAAGGAGCUGCACUUUUGAGGGACCAGGAAUAAGGGAGAGAAGAAAGGGGGCAGGAAGCCUUGACAAAUGCUGUUUUCAGUUCCUCUGCAGCCUCUUCCCCUUUUCUUUCUCCAGUGUUUAGCCAGGGUUCUGCCCGCAGUAGAAACUUCAGUCGCUGGGGCUGGAAGCUGCCUGCCGCAAGAUACCUGCCUGGGGGUGGGGGACUGGCAGCCAUGAAGAGAAGGCUAAAAGGCGGAAGGACUCCGGGUCCUCUUUCUAGCUCCCACUCACUCAUACCGUGAGGUUGCUUCCCCCUCUGCCUCCCUGCCCAGAGCCAAUACACAGGUGCUAUUUUUCAGGAAAAAAAACAACCACCAAAAAACUGGUCAGCUCUGGCCAACAGCAAGAUUUCUUCUCUUCUGCUCCAACUAUUGUGUAGCCUUUUAGGCUGAAAUCAGCUUCUCCUGGCUUCUCCAGCUUUCAGAGCCUGAAACAAAGAGAAACAGGAUCUGUCUCUACCCAGCACAGCAAAUGGUUGUAGUAAUUGCCAAAGCCCUCGUAAACCCCUCCGGCUUGAGGAGAGUGAGGAGAGUGCGUAAUCACGGCGCUGCUGCCUGCCCUCACCCAGAGCCUCCCUCCACUUCCCUCCUCGAGUUUGGAACAUGGGGACUAAGCCUGCAGAUGCCAGAGGCCUCCUGCCGCUCCUCCGGUGUCGUGCCCCCCCCCCCAGUGUCUGUGCUGUGGCUUGGCACCCAGCUCCAUGCUAAGCACGUGGGCUCGCCUGCCCGCCCUGUGCACUUCCACCUUGCCCUUCGCUUUCAUCAGAACCCUAAAAUGGCCGUUGAAGGUGCCCAGCCGCAGCUCGGCAGGGGCUGGAGAGGGAGGCAGGCAGGCAGGCAGGCAGGCGGAGGGCCGUGGUUCUUCCAAAUAGGAGUCCUGGGGCCUGGCCAGGCCAGGGUUUGGGCCUAAUGGCUUUGACUAAAUUACCCCCAUCCUCCUCCUUUCCGGAAAAAGGGGGAGCCAGAGCCACUGCUAUCAUUCUCUUCUGACCUUGAAGGGGGCGGUGUUGGCCUAGCUUCUGGAAUGGACAGAGUCCACCGUGCAAAGGGCUGGGGGCAGGAGGAGAUGGGGAGGGCCUGCCUGCGGAAGGUAGGAUUAGAUCAUUAGCUCAGUGACCUCCUAGGGUUUCCAUGUGCUGUGUUCUCAUCCUACAGCUGGUUUGGUAAUGAUCUGCAAGUCCCGGAGAGCAACAGCACAGCUCUGCCUGACGCUCUCAUUAAAAUCUAUGCAGCCAAGCUCGGCGCUUUGUAGCAGCCGGCCUUGCGAAGCCUCAGCUGGGGGGUGGGGGGACCCAGUCAGCUGAGAGGCCCUCUGGGCUCUACUUAUGCAUAUGUGCACCAAAAAAAAGAAAAAAAAGUGCUUCUUUACCCAGGGCCCUUUAAGAUGAUAAAGGACCCAGCGCAGGUAGGCAUGUGUUUGUGGAAUUCUGUAAUUGUAGAAUGUGAAGUUUGGUGGUUAUUUAAACUGGGCCGAGGCUGCUAAGAGUAUAGAACAAUGGCCCAUAAGGACUCUUAAGCUUCAAAGCCAAGGAGCCACCUCCCUUCCUGGUCUGCCCAGCCCAGGGGACCUGCCCCCAUUCCUGUGGCCCAGAGGCCCAGCUUCCAUUCGGCAGUGUCAGAAGUGACUUGUGGCUUUGCCUUGCUCGUGAGAUGAUUUCAUUCCAAGGGAGCAGGGGUGGGGGGAGGCGGGCGGUGAUCCCUUGGAGGCUCAGAGCAGCUGGCCUGAGCUCCCGCUCCUCCCCUCCGAUGGAGGCUCCAGCGCCCUCACAAACGACCCUGGCCAAUGUCACCGCAGCACUGAGGCGGUGUUGUCAGGGCUAAUGUGAAAUCUCUUCCCGUGGCGCCGAUCCUCCGACUCUGCAGCGCCAGCAUGGACAGAUUGAGGUCUCUGUGGCUUUGGUGACCCUGCUUAAGCAUUCCCACCGCGUUCCUGCUCUGCUGUAGGACUGCCUCCCGCCGCAGCCCCUCACCUGACCUCGGGGCCUGCGGGAGGACGCAGCGUGCCAGGCCCAGGCGCUCCUGCUCAGGAGAGAUGCCAGCCUUCCUCGGAGGGCGUAAGCCUUUGAGCUCUGCCUGAGUCCAUCUGACCAGGGGCAGGGGUCACAGAGCAGGGCCUGGUCCCGCGCCUCCCGCCACCUUCACUUUAAUGGGGCCUCAGCAAGGGCCAGGGAACAUCUCUGUCUCUGUAUUAACUUCAGCCGGUUAAUUCAUUUGAGAAACUAACCAGUUUUUACUUUCUGUCUAGAAUGGUGUACAUGUAGAAGAGUAAGCUGUAAUGCUCCCAAAGUGCCUUGUUUUCUCUGAUAUAAAUAUAUUUAUAAGAACAGACUCUAGUGAGUUCUUGGGUGUGUUUGGCACCUCGACAUUUUAGGGAGUGAGCGCAGAGGUAGUGGAGACACCGUCAGAGAACACACCUUUCCCCAAGGCUGGGAAAGUAGCCGGUCCCCCAAAGUGCCUCUCUUCUCUUCUGCCCCUUCUCAGACCCUUGGAAGGACACCCAGUUUUUAGGGCCCUGAAACUCCAAGCUUGGUCUCCUUUGCUUUCCUGUCAGGCUUGUUUAUGUACCAUAUUUGUACCCCAGCGACCCGAAGGUCCUGUGGAACUCUGUACACAUGUGGACACCAUCUUCAGGAAUUCGAUAAAGGCUCUGCGGCCAUGCA
Messenger RNA from Dipodomys ordii (Ord's kangaroo rat), 5440 nucleotides. It is a transcript of the gene Wasf2, whose product is annotated as WAS protein family, member 2. Gene Ontology annotation, cellular component: cytoskeleton. The transcript is spliced from 9 exons. Bases 123 to 1613 code for a protein of 496 amino acids. Gene Ontology annotation, biological process: actin cytoskeleton organization; positive regulation of Arp2/3 complex-mediated actin nucleation. The record is from RefSeq and is a predicted model, not a curated record. Gene Ontology annotation, molecular function: actin binding; protein kinase A regulatory subunit binding; Arp2/3 complex binding. NCBI's taxonomy places the organism in Eukaryota, Metazoa, Chordata, Mammalia, Rodentia, Heteromyidae.